Molecule: messenger RNA, 687 nt
Organism: Mycetomoellerius zeteki
Lineage: Eukaryota; Metazoa; Arthropoda; Insecta; Hymenoptera; Formicidae
Exons: 2
Source: RefSeq, a predicted model, not a curated record
AUGGAUACACGGUCGCUACCAAUUAACGCGAUCGGCGGUAUGAGCACCGAAUCGAAAGGCACAGUGCGAAUUACAAUACAGUCCAUAUACGACGGAUUCACGAAAGAUAUAAUCUGUCUAGCAAUACCAAUUAUCACGGACUCAAUUCCAUCCGAGACGUUUCCGCGCAAUUCGGUUAAAAUUCCCGCAAACAUUAGAUUGGCGGAUCCUGAGUUUCAUUUGCCGCGCCCCGUCGAUUUGCUAAUCGGUUCCGGGGCAACAUUAUCGCUAUUUGCGGUCGGCCAAAUCAAUCUAUCUCACGAUGGUCAUGACUUAUAUAUACAAAAGACGCGUUUAGGUUGGGUGGUCGCCGGAGGCGCGCCGUCGCAAAAUCCAUCAAAACUCGUAACAUGUCACCUCACCCAUUUAGAAAUUUUGAUGCGCAAAUUUUGGACAAUCGAAGAGGUCGCGUCAAAUACACCACAAUCAAACGAGGAAGCAGAUUGCGAGACGCAUUUCUCAAAAACGGUUUCGCGGGAUGGCGAAGAGAAUAAAUUAAAUACGAAUCCGAAUUUGAAGGCCGAAUAUAUACGAAUAAUGGACGAAUAUAUACAAAUAAAUCAUAUGUCUCAGAUUGAGGACGCCGACGAGAAUGGCUAUUAUAUGCCGCAUCACGCGAUAGUUAAAGAAACGAGUCAUACCACCAAA